AGUCCGUCGUUGUAUUCAGUGAACACACACGUAUUUGUAAGUAUAAUCCAGUGAAAUUCGAUGACUUGUCAACUGUGGUUAUAGAUCCCUUUAAAAACGAUUAUUUGAUUUACUUGUACAAUAAUAUUAUCGGCUUGAAGUCUUAUCGAUUUCGGCCAAUAGUCGAUAUCUAAUCUAAUCUACCUGGGUUCGGUCAGGGGACCAUUACGUGCGAGUUUUGUUACGAAAAUGUUGGGUGCCGUAGCUAGAACUAGCCUUCUGGGAAGAAAUGUGAUGAAGAACUUCGUCAGGAAUGGAUCUCACGGUGGAAUACCUGGAGAGAAUCUCCCUUUUGACAUUCACAACCGCUACAAGCUGACACUGCUUUUCACAGUUUUCAUUGGUACAGGCCUUGGGGCACCUUUCCUCAUUACUCGUCACCAGCUUCUUAAGAAGUAAACUGGGCGGGCAGCUGUUUUAAUGCAUCUUAAGUUAAGCUAGAAUCGUAUAAUUUCUUAAUAAAUUAUUAUGUUUUAGAAGUU
Molecule: messenger RNA, 521 nt
Organism: Leptidea sinapis
Lineage: Eukaryota; Metazoa; Arthropoda; Insecta; Lepidoptera; Pieridae
Product: cytochrome c oxidase subunit 7C, mitochondrial-like
Exons: 3
Coding region: 229-438 (69 amino acids)
Biological process (GO): mitochondrial electron transport, cytochrome c to oxygen
Source: RefSeq, a predicted model, not a curated record